This is a messenger RNA of Hippocampus zosterae (dwarf seahorse), 4498 nucleotides long. RefSeq names its product neuroligin 2b (gene nlgn2b). Gene Ontology annotation, biological process: synaptic vesicle endocytosis; neuron cell-cell adhesion; chemical synaptic transmission. NCBI's taxonomy places the organism in Eukaryota, Metazoa, Chordata, Actinopteri, Syngnathiformes, Syngnathidae. The coding region runs from base 1012 to 3636 and encodes 874 amino acids. The transcript is spliced from 9 exons. Gene Ontology annotation, molecular function: neurexin family protein binding; signaling receptor activity. The record is from RefSeq and is a predicted model, not a curated record. Gene Ontology annotation, cellular component: cell surface; synapse; postsynaptic specialization membrane.
GAGCUUGAAAUAUUGAAGCGGCGUCCUAUGAGAGCGAGCGGAGAGAGAAGCGUUGAUGGAGAGCAUUUUCUGCAGCGUGUAAUCGCCGCAUCCUUACAUGCGCAUUAAUGCUCACAUUAUAAAGCCAUGAACAUCCAAAGCGUUGUCAGUGAACCCGUAUUUUAGAGAAUCUACUACCUAGAGAGAGAGGGAGAGAGGAGGAGAGAGAGUUAGCGAGCGAGAGCAAAGAGACCCCACGCAAGCGCGUAAAAUUUUGCGGGGUGUCUAUUUCACAUAUAAAGCCAGGUUGAUGUGAGUUUUGUUUUUUUUUAAUUCUUUUUUUUAAAGGGAGCCUGUCGGUCCGGUGCAUGGAAAAGCUAUUCUGGAUAAUGAGCGGACCAGAGAGGACGCGCAUAACCCCCACGUUGACUGCAAACAACGCGCAAUUUUGACGCCAUUGCAUUGCGCUUCGAUUUGUUUGUUUGUUUUUUUACCCCGAAUCAUUCUCGUGUUGACAUUUCAACAUAAAAAAGUGCUCUCUUCAAACAUAUCAGCGUGUCUUUUGAACGGAAUGAGAGGAGGCGGAGGAGGAGGAGGAGGAAAAAGGGGCUGCUGUGCUUUUUUUGGGGGGGUGGAAACGCCGGACGGAACCCGGGAAGGUGUGCUGAUGUGCCAAUGCCUGUGCGUCUCCUGAGAAAUAAUCACGUCCGCGCAAGAAAUGGCCUAGUUACAAACACCGGAGAGGACACAAAAGGGACUUUGACUCGGUUAAGGAGCGCCGUCAUCUUUGGAAAUGCGUUGCUGUUUUCUGAAGGUGUAAUUGGCCUCCUGACUGCAACUUUGAUCCCAUCAAGAGAUCUAAAGAGGAAGACAGAUGAGCUCGCAGGUUCAAAGUGAGAAUGCUACCAAAACCACCACAGCAACAUGCCACUCAAGGAAAACUAUUAACACAUCCCGUGACAAAAGUCCUCUUUCUGCCUUCGCUCUCCUCGAUGACUGAAUCUGUGAUCAUCAAGCUGAUGUCUUAUUAAGAUGACUAAAGGAGCAUUUAUUUUGGACAUGUUGUUUUUUGCUCUUAAUGCUGCCACCAACCAAGGCUUUGGUGGGAAACGUCACCGUACCCCUCAAAGGAAUGCUAAUCCCUGUCUGGUUUGGCUCUUGGGGCUCGUUCUACAACUGACCCUCUCCUCAUGUCAGCGAGUUGACAAAAACCCAAUCGUCUCCACGGGCUACGGAAAGAUACGUGGUGUCAGAAAGGAGCUCAACAAUGAGAUUUUGGGCCCCGUGGAACAAUACUUGGGAGUACCCUACGCCACCGCACCCAUCGGCGAACGCCGCUUCCAACCUCCCGAGGCUCCAGGCUCCUGGCAGGAGAUUCGUAACGCCACGCAAUUUGCACCCGUGUGUCCCCAGAACGUGCACGGAGUGUUACCUGAGAUCAUGCUACCCGUGUGGUUCACAGACAAUCUGGAUGCCGCAGCCACCUAUGUUCAGAACCAGAGCGAGGACUGCCUUUAUCUCAACAUCUACGUACCAACAGAGGACGGUCCACUUACGAAAAAACAGGACGAAUCAACAAUGAACAGACCCCGCGAUGAAGAUAUUCGCGAUCGACGUAAGAAGCCGGUGAUGUUGUUCAUCCAUGGCGGCUCCUACAUGGAAGGCUCGGGGAACAUGUUCGACGGCAGCGUCCUUGCAGCGUACGGAAAUGUCAUCGUGGUCACCAUGAACUAUCGACUGGGUGUGCUUGGCUUUUUGAGCACAGGGGACCAGUCUGCCAAGGGGAACUACGGUUUGUUGGAUCAGAUCCAGGCGCUGCGCUGGCUCCAUGAAAAUAUUGGCCACUUUGGAGGCGACCCGGAGAGAAUCACCAUCUUUGGCUCGGGAGCCGGCGCUACCUGUGUGAACCUUCUUAUCCUCUCUCAUCACUCAGAAGGUUUGUUUCAGAGGGCCAUUGCCCAGAGUGGCUCUGCCAUUUCCAGCUGGUCAGUCAACUACCGACCGGUCAUGUACACCAAAAUUCUCGCAAAGAAGGUUGGUUGCACUCUGGGGGACAUGGCAGAGUUAGUGGACUGCCUGAGGCGGAAGAGUUUCCGGGAGCUGGUGGACCAAGACAUACAGCCUGCGCGCUAUCACAUUGCCUUCGGACCUGUUGUCGAUGGUGAUGUGGUGCCUGAUGACCCGGAGAUUCUCAUGCAGCAGGGUGAGUUCCUGAACUACGACAUAUUGCUGGGGGUCAAUCAAGGAGAAGGUCUGAAAUUUGUGGAUGACAGCGAAGGAGAAGAUGGCAUAUCCGGACCCUCGUUUGACUACACCAUCUCCAACUUUGUCGACAAUCUUUAUGGAUACCCUGAUGGUAAAGAUAUCCUGAGGGAGACCAUCAAGUUCAUGUAUACAGACUGGGCAGACCGGGACAACAGUGACAUGCGUCGGAAAACCCUCUUGGCUCUCUUCACAGACCACCAGUGGGUGGCUCCAGCGGUGGCCACCGCCAAACUGCACGCCGAGUUCCAAUCACCCGUCUUCUUCUACACGUUCCACCACCACUGUCAGACGGAGGCACGGCCUGACUGGGCUGACGCAGCCCACGGAGAUGAGAUUCCCUACGUGUUUGGCAUUCCCAUGGUUGGAGCCACGGAUUUAUUCCCAUGUAACUUCUCGAAGAAUGACGUGAUGCUCAGUGCUGUGGUCAUGACCUACUGGACCAACUUCGCCAAAACGGGUGAUCCGAACCUACCAGUUCCUCAGGACACCACGUUCAUCCACACCAAACCGAACCGUUUUGAGGAAGUCAUCUGGACCAAGUUCAGCUCCAAAGACAAGCAGUACCUGCAUAUCGGCCUCAAGCCCCGCGUCAGAGACAACUACCGGGCCAACAAGGUAGCCUUCUGGCUGGAGUUGGUACCACACCUCCACAGCCUGCACAAGCAAAUAAUCAGCUCCAUCACGACCCGACUGCCGCCCGGAGGGAACCCCCGCGGUAAGGUCAACCACAACACCGGUACCCACUCCACAAGGCACCCCGUAAUCUCCACCUAUCCUCCCGAGCCCGAUGGCUCAGAGAGACCCCGCAACACUCCCUUCCCUCCCGAGACGAGGGACUAUUCCACGGAGCUAAGCGUGACGGUGGCCGUGGGCGCUUCUCUCCUUUUCCUCAACGUCUUGGCCUUUGCCGCGCUUUACUACAAACGAGACAAGCGCCACGAACUCAUGCAGAGGCGUCACCGCCGCCUGUCCCCGCAGCGCGGCGCGACCAUGGGCAUGGGCAUGGGCGUCGGCCUGGGCGUCGUCGGGUCCCCGCCGCACAACGACCUGGCCCUGAGUCAGGAAGAGGAGCUGAUGUCACUGCAGAUGAAGCAGCAAAGAGUGGAGCUGGAGCACGGCACCCCCCUCCCUUCCCGCGGCAUCCACGGCGACCUGGAACCUUUGCGGCCCCCGGUGUGCCCGCCCGACUACACGCUGGCGCUGCGGCGGGCGCCGGAGGAUGUGCCGCUCAUGACGGCCAACACCAUCACCAUCAUCCCCAGCACCAUCAGCAGUAUGCAGCCCCUCCACCCUUUCAACACGUACCCGCCCGUGCCAGCCCCCUCCACUACACCCGUCCCCAGCCACAGCAACAAUGCCUUGCCACACCAACACUCCACUACUCGCGUAUAGGACCCGGCACAACCCCCGCAGCCCGACUGCGGGCACGCGCCAUACAUCGUCACCCUCAUUACCCUCUUACUCUUCUCUACUAGGUAUUUUUCAUGAAGCCCUUCAAUAAAGCUGCAGUUUGUAAGAUUUUAAGCAGUGACAAAUACCUCUAUAAGCGUCAUCGCCGGUCAAGGGUCGGUCGGGUUGACUGUGAUUUCUGAGAGACAAGCGAUUACAAAUAACAUUGUGCAUCCAAAUCUUAUUCUUCCGCUUGCUUUUUUUCUUUUUCUUUUUGGGCAUUCGCGACAACCCCGCCAGCACACAAGGACUCGACAAAGUUGUGCGGCUGAUUAUUUUCUCGGCCUAAAUUUUGGUCACAAAUGUUCCAAGUUGUAUUUUUGGUUUUUGUUUUUUGGUUAGGAAGUCAAAGGUGAACUAAGGACAAGAAAAGUCACGAUGUGGCCACGAUGCCUUGGCAUUGCGUUCAAGCACUUAGUAGGAAUCCAAUCCGAUUGCUCUGAUGUCAAACCUGCGCCGCUCGCCGCCUAUUGGGAAAAUAUUUUCCUGAGGAUCAUUAGUAUGGGCAGUGAUAUAUCAACCAGUGUUACAGGCCUCAAUUCAUUUCUUUCAUUAGAAUGUCAGCUCAGCAAUUACUUGGAAUUCACAAGGACAGUACAUCACAGUUUGCGGGUUGUAUUUUUUUUUCUGCUAAUUUCAAACAUAGCUAAUUCCAUAGCCAUUUCCCAUCACAUUCUAAUUCAAUCAACGACCACUAGGAGCUUCGCUUGAUUUUCCUUUCGUUCAAAAACUAAAGACACCGAAAGGUGAGAUAAAUGGAUUCGCCACAAGGUUAAAGCACUUACCAAACAUCUAAUCAGAUGAU